CGUGGACCAGGUGAUGUCACUACACGUUCGAACUGGAGGAUGUCCCAGAGAAAGUGAAAAAAGACAGAGAGAGAAAAUCAACUUUUUCGAACAACUGCCAGCAAAAAGAGGGGAGGGGAAAGAAGUUGGACAUGAUCACUCUGGCAGUAACGUUUUCUUCCCCCCCUGGUAAGAAGGUUCCAGCAGAAAAAGCCUGAGGGGAAGAAAAACGGUGUGGAUUACAAACCGGACAGCAGCAAAAGGAUUUUAUCCACCUCAGCACGAAUAUACCGUACAUGUUGGAUUAAUGUGGUCGUAACUGCGGGGAUCUAUCAAUAGCUGUUGAGGUGUGUGUGUGUGUAUAUCCAGAGUAGUGUGCCAUGAGGAAUAUCAGCUCCUUCCUGGUUCUGCUCUCCCUCAGCCUCUGGUCAUGGGACCUGGUGACAUCAUCCAAAGAAGUACGAUGCCCCUCCCAACAGGUAGAUGACUGGAAGUUCCCUCAGACUGCCAGACACAACAUCACAGGUUACAAUCUGGUGCGGCGCUUCUCCCUGCUUAAGACUCCUGUAAUCAAGAAGAUCCGUAACCCCCGAGGGCCUGUUAUCCUCCGACUGGGCAAGACAGCACUCAUUCACCCCACAGAUCAGGUGUUCCCCCAUGGUCUUCCUGAUGAGUUCACGCUGGUCUUCACUUUGCUCCUCAAGAAGAAAACACUGAGGGACAACAUCUACCUCUUCCAGAUCUCUGAUGAACAGGGAUAUCCACAGUUCUCCCUUGACCUAAAUGGCCCUGAUGCCACCCUGUCACUGCGUGCACGGGGGGCCGACCCCCUGGGUGAGCCAGUUGGGUGUGUGUUCAGGGGGGAGGGCGUGGAGUCUAUCCUGGACAGUGGUUGGCACAAACUGGCCCUCAGCGUCCAGCAGAGGGCAGCCUCUCUACAUGUAGACUGCAGCUCCAUCCAGACCAAGCCCCUGGAGCCCCGCGGCGAGCUAUCGACCAAGGGACACACCCUACUGGGCAUCAGGACAACAGAUGCUGCCGCUGUGGAGAUGGACAUUCAGCAGGUAAUGGUGUAUUGUGACGCCUCCCUGGCCAUUCAGGAGUCCUGCUGUGAGAUACCUGGUGCUAGGUGCCCCCCUGACGCCCCCAAGAGUCGCCGCGCUGCCGAGAAUGACCUAGAGCAGCCGGUCCUUGCCUUUAACCAGGAAAUCCUUGGAUCCCAGGGUCUGGCAGAAAAAUGUGCUGGUUGUGUUCUUCUCAACGAUGACCUAAAUCUGGCCUCAGUUGGACACACUGGACAGCACAGAAUGAAGGGAGAGAAGGGAGAUCGGGGUUCAGACUGCAGUGAAUCUGGUACAUGCAAAGAGGGACGCAUGGGACAGAAGGGGGAGAAAGGCGAGUCGGUGAUGCCCGCUAACUGGGGAGAAGCUGUUGGACACAAGGGAGAUAAAGGACAGAAGGGCGAGGUUGGUCUCCAGGGACUAUCUGGCAACCCAGGAAAGGAUGGUCGAGCUGGAUCCAUCUGUGUGGUGGGACCCAAGGGACAGAAGGGUACCUCUGGAAAAGUGGGGCCCGAGGGACUAGCAGGAGAACCGGGAAACCCCGGACUUCCAGGAUUUCCAGGAAUUGGAAAACCAGGCCUACCAGGCACCCCAGGAGGACCACCUGGAUCGGAUGGAGAAAAGGGGGAUUCUGGGACACCAGGGAAAGAUGGAGAGCCAGGAGAUCCUGGUCCUAGGGGUCCUGGUGGCGGUAAAGGAGAUAAGGGUGACCCAUGUGAGUUGUGUCCCGUCCUGUCUGGAGACCUGGGCAACACUGUAGCCCUCCAUGGGAAGACGGGGCCCAAAGGAGAGCCUGGGGUACCUGGGAUAGGAGACCCUGGCCUCCCGGGUCUUCAAGGAUCAGAUGGGAAGGCGGGAGAGAAGGGAGAGGUGGGAUCGGAUGGGGUCAAAGGGGAAAAGGGUGAUGCAUGUGCUGUGUGCCCCACCCUGGGUGAAAUACCUGGUGCCAACAUGGUUGCUAUGAAACAAACUCUGACACUCAAAGGAGAGAAAGGAGAACCUGGGCUGGGACAGAAGGGAGAACAGGGGGAGGCUGGACUCGUUGGCCUGGCAGGGCUAAGAGGGGAAAAGGGUAACGCUGGUGGCAAAGGAGCUGACGGUAAAACGGGCAAAACUGGACCCAGAGGACUUAGUGGCAAGGAUGGACUGAAGGGAAUAAAGGGAGAUGCAGGGAUUCCUGGUCUGGGAACUCCAGGUCCUAAGGGCGAGAAGGGUGCGUCAUGUGAGGUGUGCCAGUCUUCUCCCUCAGAGGUGGGCAGUGGGACGUCCAUUGUCAAGGUGCUAGCAGGUACGCCAGGUGAACCUGGCCUUCCAGGGCCUCCCGGGCUUCCAGGAGUGGGCGCCGAUGGCAAACAGGGUGUGCCAGGUCUUGAUGGUCUAAGGGGAGAGAAGGGAGACCAGGGUGAGCAAGGAGACCAAGGAUUGGCCGGAACCCAUGGAACCCCGGGCCUGCAUGGAGAGCCUGGUCGGGAUGGACUAACUGGACUGAAAGGAGAGAAGGGAGAUGCGUGUGAGAGCUGUGCGACUGUCUCUGGGGGGCAGGUCAGUAUAGGAGGGGUGCAGGGAGCCAAGGGAGAGAGGGGCGACCCUGGAUCCCCAGGAGAGGGAACAGCAGGGAAACACGGUAAAGCAGGGCUUCCCGGUGUUCAGGGGCCUGUUGGACCUAAAGGAAGCCAGGGUGACCCAGGAGUUGAAGGGGUGGGCCUCGCAGGACCUCAGGGAGAAGAAGGACCCAGGGGCCUACCAGGGGUGGCAGGUCCUCAGGGAAUUAGAGGACUUACGGGACCUGUUGGGCCUGCUGGGGACAUGGGUCCUAAAGGAGAGGAGGGGCCUCCAGGGCCACAGGGGCCCAUGGGUGUAGGUGUUACAGGACCCCCGGGUAAAGACGGUAGAGGCGGUUCCAAUGGAAUCCCAGGAGCUGAUGGAAAAGAUGGAACUGAUGGGGUCAAGGGGGACAAGGGUGAACCUGGAGAGUGUAACUGUAUCAGCCCUCCACAUGCAGGAACAGGAGGAACAGGAGGACCGGGAGCCCCAGGAACACUGGGAGGAAACAUGUGGCAGGGGCCUCCGGGACCACCAGGUCCUCCUGGCCCUCCUGGGCCACAGGGCUUCGUCGGCAUCCCAGGACCCCAGGGUAUCCCUGGCAACGAUGGGGUAACAGGGCAGCCGGGUCUGCCUGGGAAAACUCCCCCUCCCCUUACCCUCCCUCAGCAUCUGAGGCUGCCUCAGGACCAGGACUCCAGUCGAGGAGAGGUAAGACAGGAGGAAGUGUGUGAGGACUGUUCCAAGGGCUUGCCAGGGGUACCAGGCAUGGUGGGCACCAAGGGAGAGAAAGGAGACGAGGGCAAGCCUGCCAUAGGCCACGCCCCUGACGGCUGUGAGAGGUGUUUCAGAAACCAAAGACUGCAGAGCGAGGAGGCUGCACAGGCACCUACCACCUCUAUCACCAAUGGAGCUAAUGGAGGCUGCUCUGGACCAGGAACACCAGGCCACCCAGGAACACCAGGAUUACCUGGAAUAAGGGGGGAGAUGGGUCCUCAGGGGCAAAGGGGACAAGCUGGUGUACCAGGGAAUAUGGGUCCUCCUGGUUUUCCUGGUCCUCAAGGCUCAUCUGGACUACCUGGUCAGCAAGGUGAGAGAGGGGCAGCAGGACCACCAGGUGUUAAGGGUGAAACGGGCCCUCCAGGGACUAAUGGAUACCCAGGUUCUAUGGGACCCCCUGGACUUCCUGGCCUGAAAGGCGAGCGGGGGACCCCAGGGGCUGCAGGAACGAAGGGAGAAUCGGGUCCACCAGGCAACCCAGGAUACCAGGGACAGGCUGGAGUAGCGGGACCCAAAGGAGAGGCUGGACUGGCAGGGUCCGACGGACCAAAAGGAGAUCAGGGCUCUCCAGGGCAACCAGGCUUCCCAGGGACACAGGGCCCCCCUGGUCCCCCUGGGAAACAAGGAAGAGAAGGACCACCUGGACCCAAGGCUGACAAGGGUAACGAUGGAGCACAAGGUCCACAGGGCCCAUCUGGACCUCCAGGUUCUCCUGGGUCUCCUGGCUUGCAGGGACCUCCUGGAUUUGAGGGAUUGGAUGGUAAAGAUGGGAAACCAGGGAUGAGGGGAGAGCCAGGGCUUCCAGGGGCGGCAGGACACAAAGGAAUGCCGGGUUUCAAAGGGAAGCAUGGACAUGUUGGCUUCCCUGGACAGAAGGGUGAUGCUGGGCCUGUUGGCCCACCAGGGUCAACUGGUAGACCAGGACUUGAGGGUGAUGCUGGAACCCCAGGGCCUCAGGGUCGACCCGGUCCCCCAGGACACCUUGGCACUGCAGGAGCAGCGGGACCCCCAGGCCCAGCAGGCCCAGCUGGAGUGGGUAUACAAGGUGAGAAGGGCCAGGCAGGAGACAGAGGGCUACCAGGGAUGGUUGGUCCAGCCGGACCCCCUGGCCAUCCUGGAAUGCAGGGAGAACCAGGCAGUGAUGGAGCAGCGGGUAAAGACGGAGCACCUGGUCUGCCUGGAGACAAUGGACAAUGUGGUACAAAGGGUGAGCCAGGUGCCCCAGGUCAGAGGGGUACCCCAGGGGAGCGAGGUCGCCCCGGACCCCCUGGUGGAGGGGGGUACUCCUCCAAAGCUGAUACCCCAGUGAUGGGCCCAGUGGGACCCAGGGGAGAGAGGGGCACCCCGGGCUCACCAGGCCCUUCAGGGUCCCCUGGACCUCCAGGAAUACCAGGCAACGAGCCUGUGGUCAACUAUGACAACAUCAAGGACUUCAUUCGCCAGCAGGUCAUCAAGAUAUUUGAUGAGAGGAUGGGCUACUUCAUGUCUCGUAUGCAGCAGCCACAAGAGGUAUCGUCCCCCGGUCGUCCUGGCCCCCCAGGGAAGGAUGGUAACCCAGGUAGAAAUGGGAGUCCAGGGGCCCCGGGUCAGCCAGGACAGAUAGGCAGAGAGGGCCGCCAAGGAGUCCUGGGCCCACAGGGUCCACAAGGUCUGAAGGGAGAGAAAGGUGACAAGGGUGUAGGGGAGAUGGGUGACAGUGGACCCCCAGGAGCACCAGGUGUCCCGGGCCCCCCAGGCUAUGGCAAGAUGGGCCCCAGCGGCCCCGUGGGUCAGCAGGGGGUCCCUGGAGUCUCAGGAACCCCUGGACAGCCGGGCCAGAAGGGCAGGGAGGGCCGGUGUAACCCCUCUGACUGUAUGAGCCAACCAAUAGAGUGGAACCCUAAGGGCCCUCCCGUCAAGGGCCCCUACUAGAGAGAGAGCUUAUUGAAGAGGAGAGGAGAUACAGAGAGAGAAGAUGGAGAGAUAGAAGAAACCAACCCAAAGACCAGAAGGCACUAGAGACAGAAGUGGAGGGGUAAAGAGAGAGAAAAGAGAAAACAAAAGACCAGUCAAUCAACAGAAAUCAUCAGGAAACAAGUGAAUACUGAGGCACCCAUCCCUAAUUCAUCAAAGUGUUUGCUACUCUCUGUCUUAUCGGUUCUGUUCAUUCCUUCAACAUUUCCCAACUUUAGCUGUCAUUUCAUUCUAUAAGAUAUACAUGCUUAGUUUGAUAAUACCAGCAAGAGCAAAUCCAGCCUUCAAAAAACUACCUGCAAACUCUUCCUCAUCAUCACUAUCACCCUCAUCUUCAUUCUGAUUAUAAAACGUGCCCGUUGGGAGUAUUAGACAGCUGCUUUGUGCUGUUCUGCUUUGAUCUUGCUUCUCUCUAGCAAUAGAAACAGAAUGAAUAGAACUGACAUGGCACUCCCAUUCCAAAUGUUCUUUAUUCUUUAUGCAUGCUAUGUUGUUUAUGUGAUUUCUAUAUUUGAAUAUACACCAUCACUUGAAUGAUGUCUGAUGCUUUAACAGAUCUGUACACUAUAUAAUGGCCUUCUCACCUUCUCUUCCCUGUUUGUGUGAGAAGAACAUAAUGUCCACCUUCCCAGAGUGCCUGUUUUGUAAAUAUUUAUAUUUAUAUAAUGGCUUUUUAUACCUUUUGUAUUUUGGAAUUGGCGUCAGCAUGGCUUACCAUGUGUUUGUUAUGGUCAACUGUCAUGUAUCCACUACCAGUGUGUUUUUUAAAAAGAUUUUAAAGGGAAUAAUUUGUUCUGUAAAACAAAUUAUUUAUGAGGGAAUUGUGCCUUUUGUAUAAAAGCAGAUUGGAUUUAUAUAUGGUGGUAUUAUUAUGCUUUGGAAGGUAUUUUCAUGUGUGUCUUAUAAAGUAUAGGACAUCAUGUUCAAUGGUAGUAUUUUCAAAACUGCCUCAAAAAUCACUUUUCUUGUUAUAUAGCAAUCUAUUAACAAGUGUCUUACCACACUACCAAGCUUAUUUUUCACAACAGAUGAACUUGAAAGGGAGCAUUUGCUCCUCGAGUACACUACUGGUGUACCGAGGAUUUUCAGAAAUCCUGGUUGAAAGAUUCCCAGAAUCAGGAGGGAUACGCAGGAAAUCUGUGGAUGUUCCAAACAGAAUUUCUGGAAACUUGGUGAUUUUGGGAAAGUUCCCCUAAUUCAGCAAUUCUAAGCAGAAGUACAUUCUUUAUGACCACUAACAGUUUUCAAUGUCUUUAUUAAUCAUAAGAGAAAAAAGUUGAAUAUCCAUAUUCACUUAUAUCAUCGCUGGCCUCACUGUGCCAACCAGCUUCUCCCUGUAUCCAUUACUAAUUGAGCACAACUUGUAUGUCUCCUGCCUUGUAUGUUGUGUUGUUUUUUAGUUUGACCUGUCAUAUAUACACUACAGGGUGUCACCAACCGCUAGCUAUGUAAUGGAUAUCAACAGGUUUUCAAUCAUAUAGAUGUUCUGAGUUGUUAUUGGAGUUUUUUCCUGAACAUGUGACCUGUCCAGAGUAUUUCCUGGCCAGGACUACUGACCCUAGAUAUAGUAAAUACCCAGACAAUAACAUAUCUCCCCUCUUCAUUCCUAGCUUUUACAAACAUCUUGUUAAAACAACAGCACUGUUUCCCUGCUAUUCUCAGUAGAUCUGAUUGUUUCUAUGUUACCGGUACUUUUUAUUAAGCCAUCCUGUGUAAAGAGAUGUUUUUUUUAUGGAAACUUUUCUGAAAAAGCUAAUAAAUUUUGCAAAGCAGA
Messenger RNA from Salmo salar (Atlantic salmon), 7089 nucleotides. It is a transcript of the gene col16a1, whose product is annotated as collagen, type XVI, alpha 1. Lineage: Eukaryota; Metazoa; Chordata; Actinopteri; Salmoniformes; Salmonidae. Gene Ontology annotation, cellular component: extracellular matrix. The record is from RefSeq and is a predicted model, not a curated record.